Molecule: messenger RNA, 4485 nt
Organism: Rhopilema esculentum
Lineage: Eukaryota; Metazoa; Cnidaria; Scyphozoa; Rhizostomeae; Rhizostomatidae
Source: RefSeq, a predicted model, not a curated record
GAGGGGGUAGCAAUGUAAAUAAAGUUUCCUCUUCGCCCCGCUAGCCCCGAUUGUUGCAAUCAUUUUGUUGACGUUCUUUCACUUGUGGGCUUUGGUUCAAUGUAUUUGUUGUAAUCUAAAGGUAAUUGUUGUAAUCUAUAUAAAUACUUUAAGCUGAUUUAAGACUUUUAUUUAGCGAAAAAGUGGAGUGGUCAUGGCCCCUCUUGUCCUACUAUGGCGCGGGUUCUGCUUAUUUGAAAAAUUACAGCUCAGCCAACCAAACCUCUCCUGGUCGAAAGGAAACUGGGGCGAGCAUUGUCAAUCGGCAAAAUUCAAAUUUAUUGACGACCAAGAAACAAACAUGGCGUGUGAAAUGGAGUUUGAGAUUGUUGGCCGGAACACUGGUUUUAUUGAAAGCUCGGCCCAUCAGAAUUAUCAGAACUUUCAUGGUGUUGAGAAUCUCCACGCUGCUCACUUCUGCUCUCCAAAAAUAGCAACUCAGCGUUCCAAACUAGAUGGUACAUCGGCUGCCACAUGGUCGACACGAAAUGGGAAAAGAAAGAUAGAUUCAUUUCAAGAAAUAUCAACAAGAUCAGGGGAGCAGCUACAAUCAUGUUGGCUAAACAGUACGUCGACAAAAGCUAUAGAGCCCAUAAGAAAGAGACCGUGCCUGGAAUGCUUUUCAAACGAUGAUAGCAAAACAUCAAAAUAUUCUGCAACAUUGGGGAACUCUGCAGAUGUCCCUAAACAGUUUCUUAAGAGUUGCCACAGAUGUGAAGCUGGAGAAGGGGGUCAUCUUGGUCACAUAUCCAGCUAACAAAAGACUUACGGAUAGAGCUCCUUUGAAGGCGAAAGGAUUCAGGUUGCAGACAUGGAACAUUAUAGGUGCCAAACUUUGUAAAUAGAUUUUACAUGUAUAUAUUAUUUGCUUAUUACACAAAGGUUUUGAUUUUUUAUAUUGAGUUAGGAAUUUAGAUAUAUUGUUUGGAUUUGUUGCCAGGAUUGGCUGGUUAGUAACGCGAAAAAGCUUCUGUUGAAACUUUACUAUUUCUACCAACAAUGCGUGUUAGAUAGUGAGGGGUCAUGGUGUUGUGGGGGUUGCGGGGGUUGAUUCUCCCUACCCUAUAAAGAAUGCUUCGCCGCUAUGUUUUUUUACCGAGUGACAAUUUAGGGACCUUACUUAAAAAUGACAUAGGAUAAGUAGCACUUGCCCUGUACGCCAGAAUGGUAAGUCCCCAAGCGGCGUUAUUUAUGGGGCGUUAAAAAAGAACCGACAACAGUAUCCUCCGUUUCCCCCUCGUUGCGGUCAGCGCUACAUUCCUCCGACCCACAGUUAAAAGCCUGUCUCGUGAUAGAUUUUAAAGACUACAUAGGUAUGAAGUGUCGGGAACGGCUAUAUCUUAGAUGUCCAGACAAUUUUGUAAUUUUAUUGAAACAAAUUUCAGCAAACAAUUUAUCCAGAAUUUGAGAUUCUAUAUUGUUGAAAGGUAUAAUAUGCUCUAAAAAGUAAACCCCCGCUUUUUUUAGUCAUGCGGAAUGAUUUACAUAGUCUUGCGGUUACCGCCGAAAUAUCAGCGAACAAUAAGAUGUCGAAUCAGACAAAUAUAGGUAUAGGUUUGGUGUACAUGUAAACAGUUUUUGAAGAAAAAAAACAGAUUAGAUUCACAAUCACAUUUGAAAAUGCUGCAGUAUCUUAGUCUCCAUCUAUAUCAACAUAUUUGCAAGGGACGUUGUUAUUUUGACCAAUCACGAAACAGAUUUGAAUUACAUUUGAUUCUAUACCCAGAGGCCAUGCUAAAGAGAUUUGCUAGUGUCCCGUUAUAUUUCAAUUUAAUUUUUAGUAAUUCGAUGUUUUUAUCUCCUUUCCCUUUCCCACUUUGAUGUUCAAAGCAUGGUUCAAUAUUAUUUCACAUUGCUAUUUUUUCUAUCACUGAACGACAAUGAAGCUAGAAGUGGGUGCUCUUUACUGAUCUCAACAUUCCUCCGUAUUAAUAACGUAAUUUAACUCGGAAUCCAUCUAGAAUCCCCCACAAAAUAUUUUGAGACCUGUGUCAAUUAUUGUAUUUUUCCACUGUUCUUGUAAAACAGUUUAUAUUUCAAUAGAACGACAUUCCUGGCAAUGUUCCUCCCCAAACAAAGCAAUAUUCUUUUGAAUCCAAGAUCUACCAUAAAUUUUUAUUUCUAAAAUUUUGCCUUGUUCUGAGAGGGGCGAAAAAUCAAUGCUUUAUUACAUUUUAUAACAAUUAUAACAUUUUAUAACAAUUAUAACUUGGAAGUGGAGACCUGCUGCUAUUAAAACCUGGAUCACAAAGCAGAAAUCUGAUUUUUCCGGUAGAAGAGACCUUGUACAUUUUUACACAAUUCAUCCUUUCUGCUACUUAGCAUACGAGGCGUCGUGAUCAAAAGGGGGGGGGAGAGGAAGUUAAUAACACCUGCCAAAUUAAGAAGAAAUGUUUAUGGUUCAAUGUGCGCAAUUUCAAGUUAUUUUUCACAUGCUAAUUGAAGAUAGAGCAGUUUGUUCACUAGAAGACGUUCUUCUUGUCAAGAAAGCAUAUAUUGUGAAACUGAAUAUUAACAGCUUAUCAAGUAACAAAGAGGAACAUAUUCAUAUUUUUUAGUUUUUUUACGCUUUUGGUAUACCGAGAAACUUUUGAAAUACACAGUUUUUUAUGAGAAUACCAUAUUUUUUUGCCGAGCCUCAAUAUUCUUAAAAAUUUUCGAUUUUGAUCCUAAGAUUAUUUUUUGAUUAUUCUUGUCCAACACAAGGUGUAAAUUCGCCUUAAGAUCAACGAAAAAUAUUAAAUCUUUUUUGAUGUGUUGCUUUAUCAUAAAUGUCAAAGUGACAGUUGUUUUGCUUUGGGAGAAAACUCAGAUUAAGGAAAAUUCUAGUCUUGAUAAAGGUUGAGCCUGGCAUUAUUCUCAAAUUAUUCCUAAAUUUUAGCAAUUUUGAGCCUCAAUAUUCUUAUCAAUUUUAUUCAUAUAAAGGAAGUGUGUAAGCAGGUGGGUUUACCAUCCGUACAUGGACUGAACGUUUAUUUUAGGCCUAGAUGUCCUCUCAUGUAAACAUCAUAAGAAUGCUGUCUUAAUUGUUUACGAAGAUAAUUAUUUGAUAUGUACAUGCAAUUUCACACAUGUAUAUUUUGUGUGAGCGGAGUAAAUGUAUGCUUUGGCUGUUUUUAUUAAGAUUCGAGAAGGCAAUUUCGUGCUCAGAGGCCAUGUUACGCAAUACGCUAAGGCAAUUUCAACAUACAAAUAAAUUGGACUUUGCAGAUGUCUGUGUUUAGGUGCUUAGUUUUUUAGAAGUUAUUACUCCUCGUUAAAAUUAUGAGAGAUUUACCUGCUUUCUGAUGUCUUGGUAUGAUAAAAGAAAAUUAGUUUUUUUGAAUAAAUUGAUGUCGAAAACGUUCGGACAGCCAAGCUUAAAUUGUCCGAAAUCUUGCUUUAGAAAGAAUGUUUCUUUCGAAAGGUUUAGAUUCGUAAAAAAUAAAAAUAUAAAAAAAUACGUAAGCUUUUAACAUAAAAUCAAAAUUUUAUCCAGUGUAGAAAGUUUUCUUGAGUCAGACCAUGAUUCAUAUAAGCUAGAUGUAAUUUUAGCAUGCACAUUUAUACUAUCUUAGAAGCUGUUUGUCCGAAAAGUUUUUGCCAGAGAUUAUCGAAGUUAUGUCCGCGAGUGUUUGAUUUCAAUAUAAUUGUGAAUCACAGUUUCAAAAGUCUUUAACUCAUUUGCGGAUUUAUGUAGUUUUACUCCUUGAAUUUGGUUUUCUUCACUUGAUAGAAAUGCAUUCCUUUUUAUUAGAACACGAGCCUCAAACCUUGUCAAAUGUUAAGAACAAUAAAGAACAAGCCGAGACUGAGCUACUGUAUAUUGUAGUCUUGAACAAUGUUUCGACUCAAAAACGAGUAGUUUUCGACUCAAAAACGAGUAACGAGAAAGAGGGGUGCUUUUUCGGUGAAUUUUCAAACUUGUCAGCAAAUAAAGGAUGUCUUACUCACUUUAUUGGCAAACGAGGCUUUAACUCCCCCAAGAGCGCACAACAACUGCACUGCUUACACCCUAAUAAUUUAAGAACAAAUAAAGAGAUAUCCAGCUUCAAAUUUUCGAAAAAUCUUAAGAACAGCCAGCCUGAACUUCAAUUUUCUGAAAAAAGAGUGAGAUGUAAAUUCAGGUAUAUGCCAAUAAAUAGAGUAACUAACAACAUCCCAAUACCUAGAGCUGGAUUCGCGACAGCCCUGACUGUUAUACCUAUAUAUUCCUUUCUUAAAUGAUUCUUAAAAAAGUUCGUAAGUUAUCUUUGCAAAUCAAUUAAUAAUACUUUUCUUAGGAGGAGGGGGGGAGGGGGUGUACCGGCCUUGGUUGCUCUUUUUGAAUCUUUCCAUAUAAACUCAUUUUAUUUACAAGAAACAAAGGUCGAUGUUGAGUACUCCAGUUUCUUAAUGUUCUGGAAAUAUAAAUACUCAUCGUUUCUUGAAUGUUUCUUAAUUAUGAUGUCAUGAAUGCUGUUAUGA